GACGGAGGAGGAUGGGGUUCGUGUCGCUGCUGGUGGUGGCGUCGACGCCGGUGGUGGAGGUGCUCCUCGUGGCCCUCCUCGGCGCCUACCUCGCCUCCCCGCGCUGCGGGCUCCUGGACCCCUCCGCCCGCGCCGACAUCAACCGCGUCGUCUACGCCGUCUUCACCCCGGCGCUGCUGCUCGCCAGCCUCGCCUCCACCGUCACGCUCCAGGACACCCUCUCAUGGUGGUUCAUGCCCGUGAUUGAACAUCGGCAUCAUCUUCUUCGCCGGCGGGGUCCUGGGGUGGCUGGCGGUGCUCAUCCUCAGCCCGCCGCCGCACCUCCGCGGGCUGGUUAUUGCGUCGUGGUGGGGGGAGAGCCACUACAGGGGGUCGCGGUCAGAAAAAGCGCACCCUCACCGACUUAGGGGUG
This is a messenger RNA of Triticum urartu, 412 nucleotides long. The record is from RefSeq and is a predicted model, not a curated record. Lineage: Eukaryota; Viridiplantae; Streptophyta; Magnoliopsida; Poales; Poaceae.